Molecule: messenger RNA, 1473 nt
Organism: Penicillium expansum
Lineage: Eukaryota; Fungi; Ascomycota; Eurotiomycetes; Eurotiales; Aspergillaceae
Product: MFS transporter
Exons: 4
Coding region: 1-1473 (490 amino acids)
Biological process (GO): transmembrane transport
Molecular function (GO): transmembrane transporter activity
Source: RefSeq, a predicted model, not a curated record
AUGGCAGUAUCCAACGAAACCGACUUCAAGAUCUCAUCUGAUGUCGAAGACACCGAACUCAUCAAGCCUAUCGAGUUCAAAGACCCCAACGUGGUCGAUUGGGAUGGCCCCGAUGACCCUGCUAACCCGCUCAACUGGCCCGCGUCUCGCAAGAACCUUCAUGUGGCUAUUGUCAGCAUUUUCACCCUGACAGCAAACCUCGCCGCGACAAUGUUUGCGCCCGGGGCAUCGGAACUGGCAGACGAAUUUGGCAUCACCGACAGCACCCUCGAAACCAUGACCGUGAGUCUCUACAUACUUGGCUUCGCUAUUGGCCCUCUCAUUUUUGCCCCUCUGUCCGAGCUCUACGGCCGCCUGGUCAUCUACAACGUUUGCAACGUCGUCUACCUCGCCUUUACCUUUGGAUGCGCCUUUAGCACCGACACGGCAAUGUUUCUCGUUUUUCGAUUCAUCGCUGGCAGCGCCGCCUCUGGCCCGAUGAGUAUUGGUGGCGGCACCGUUGCCGACGUUACUGUGCAGGAGAAGCGAGGCAGGGCCAUGGCUCUUUUCACCAUGGGUCCUAUCCUCGGACCAAUCCUCGGUCCCCUUAUUGGGGGCUUCGUGUCUCAGUACCUCGGCUGGCGCUGGACGUUUAGAAUUAUUCUCAUCUUGUCUGGUAUAAUUACUGCUGCCACAUUUGCUCUGAUGCACGAGACAAAUGCUACGGUCCUUUUGAGCAGAAAGGUGGAACGGCUGCGAAAGGAAACAGGCAACCUAGAUCUUGUGGCCGCCCGCGUUUCCAACCUCACUCCCAAGCAGCUGCUGCUGCGCGCCAUCGUUCGCCCCCUCAAGCUGCUCAUCUUUUCGCCCAUUGUUCUGCUCAUCUCCUUCUACACAGGUCUUAUGUUUGGUAUCAUCUUCCUCCUCUUUACCACGUUCCCUUCCGUCUUCCACGGCGUCUACGGCUUUGACGAAGGCAUGUCCGGUCUCGCAUACCUUGGUCUGGGCAUUGGCAUGUUUAGCGGACUCAUUCUUUUCUCCGUGCUUAGCGACAAGCUCCUUGGCCAGAAGCAGGGUGGUGCCGUUGGGGCACCUGAACAGCGUCUCAUUCUCAUGAAGUGGUUUGGGCCCAUCACCCCGUUGGGCUGCUUCAUGUACGGUUGGAGCGCCUACUACCACACACACUGGAUUGUGCCCAUUAUUGGAACAACCAUUAUUGGUAUUGGCUGCCUCUUUGUCGUCAUCCCUGGCCAGAUUUACCUUGUUGAUUCGUUCGGGGCUGCAGCUGCAGCGUCGGCAAUCGCAGCCAACUUGCUCGUUCGUUCGCCUUUUGGCGCCUUUCUCGACCUGGCUGCCGCGCCCCUAUACAACAAGCUCGGUUUGGGAUGGGGAAACAGCGUGCUUGGCUUCAUCACUCUGGCCUUUACACCUGUCCCGUGGCUUUUCUACCAGUACGGAGGAUAUCUCCGAACCAGGUUUUCUGUUGAUCUUUAG